Messenger RNA from Chlorocebus sabaeus (green monkey), 2352 nucleotides. It is a transcript of the gene HYAL2, whose product is annotated as hyaluronidase 2. Lineage: Eukaryota; Metazoa; Chordata; Mammalia; Primates; Cercopithecidae. Gene Ontology annotation, molecular function: hyaluronoglucuronidase activity; hyalurononglucosaminidase activity. Gene Ontology annotation, cellular component: cytoplasmic vesicle. Gene Ontology annotation, biological process: hyaluronan catabolic process; carbohydrate metabolic process. The record is from RefSeq and is a predicted model, not a curated record.
CGGGGGUGCAGAGCCAGAUCUGCUGCUGCCCCCCCGCCAACCUCGGAGUACAGCAGCACCUCCUGAUGGUCGAGCGGGACAACGCCUCCCCCCAUUUCCCCCACCUUUCUCCCCGUCCCCCUGCCCCGUCCCUCACACUGUCUCUUUAAGGGGCUGGCGGCGCCGCGGAGUGGGUAGGACUGAACCACCAGCCUUGGGCUGCAGGGGGAACAUUUCAGGCUGACUUACGCUCGUGGCUGAGACCCCCAGAGAAAACCCUGCUCAGAGGGGCAUUAGGGUCCCAGAUGGGUGGCUACGUUCCUCUGCAGAGGACCUGGGGAUCUUCGAGCCCGAAACGCGGCACCGGCACCGAGAAAGGUGAAACACACCUUCCCGCCUCGGCCGCAAGUCCAGUCCCCGGCCCACCUCCGCACUGGAGUCUUAAAGGGCCAGCGGGCCUAGGGGCGGAGCCAGCAGAGGCGCUGAGCCGGGGCCGCGCCUGGGCGAACGGCCGGAGAGGGCUGGGCUGGGCCCGGGAUGGCGGUGUCCCUGGCGCGGGUCCCGGUGGCGCCCCGCGCGAGUUCCUGAGCUGGUGCCAGGCAGGUGACACCUCCUGCAGCCCCCAGCAUGCGGGCAGGCCCAGGCCCUGCCGUUACACUGGCCCUGGUGCUGGCGGUGGCAUGGGCCAUGGAGCUCAAGCCCACAGCACCACCCAUCUUCACAGGCCGGCCCUUUGUGGUAGCGUGGGAUGUGCCCACACAGGACUGUGGCCCACGCCUCAAGGUGCCACUGGACCUGAAUGCCUUUGAUGUGCAGGCCUCACCUAAUGAGGGUUUUGUGAACCAGAAUAUCACCAUCUUCUACCGCGACCGUCUAGGCCUGUAUCCACGCUUCGAUUCCGCGGGAAGGUCUGUGCAUGGUGGUGUGCCACAGAAUGUCAGCCUCUGGGCACACCGGAAGAUGCUGCAGAAACGUGUGGAGCACUACAUUCGGACACAGGAGUCUGAGGGGCUGGCAGUCAUCGACUGGGAGGACUGGCGACCUGUGUGGGUACGCAACUGGCAGGACAAAGAUGUGUACCGCCGGUCAUCACGCCAGCUGGUGGCCAGUCGUCACCCUGACUGGCCUCCAGACCGCAUAGUCAAACAGGCACAAUAUGAGUUUGAGUUCGCAGCACAGCAGUUCAUGCUGGAGACACUGCGUUAUGUCAAGGCAGUGCGGCCCCGGCACCUCUGGGGCUUCUACCUCUUUCCUGACUGCUACAAUCAUGAUUAUGUGCAGAACUGGGAGAGCUACACAGGCCGCUGUCCUGAUGUUGAGGUGGCUCGCAAUGACCAGCUGGCCUGGCUGUGGGCUGAGAGCACGGCCCUCUUCCCGUCUGUCUACCUGGACGAGACACUUGCUUCCUCCCGCCAUGGCCGCAACUUUGUGAGCUUCCGUGUUCAGGAGGCCCUUCGUGUGGCUCGAACCCACCAUGCCAACCAUGCACUCCCAGUCUACGUCUUCACACGGCCCACCUAUAGCCGCAGGCUCACGGGGCUUAGUGAGAUGGACCUCAUCUCUACCAUUGGCGAGAGUGCAGCCCUGGGCGCGGCUGGUGUCAUCCUCUGGGGCGACGCAGGGUACACCACAAGCACGGAGACCUGCCAGUAUCUUAAGGAUUACCUGACACGGCUGCUGGUCCCCUACGUGGUCAAUGUGUCCUGGGCCACCCAAUAUUGCAGCCGGGCCCAGUGCCAUGGCCACGGACGCUGUGUGCGCCGCAACCCCAGUGCCAGUACCUUCCUGCAUCUCAGCACCAACAGCUUCCGCCUAGUGCCUAGCCACGCACCCGGUGAACCCCAGCUGCGACCUGUCGGGGAGCUCAGCUGGGCCGACCUUGACCACCUGCAGACACACUUCCGCUGCCAGUGCUACUUGGGCUGGAGUGGUGAGCAAUGCCAGUGGGACCAUAGGCAGGCAGCUGGGGGUGCCAGUGAGGCCUGGGCUGGGUUCCACCUCACCAGUCUGCUGGCUCUGGCAGCCCUGGCCUUUACCUGGACCUUGUAGGGGUCUCCUGCCUAGCUGCCCAGCAAGCUGGCCUCUACCACAAGGGCUCUCUUAGGCAUGUAGGAUCCUGCAGGGGGUGGACAAACUGGAGUCUGGAGUGGGCAGAGCCCCCACGAAGCCCAGGAGGACAUCCAUACCAGCUCGCAGCCCCCUGUUCUAAGGGGGAGGGGAAGUCCCCUGGGAGGCCCCUUCUCUCCCUGCCAGAGGGGAAGGAGGGUACAGCUGGGCUAGGGAGGACCUGACCCUACUCUCUUGCCCUGGAUAGUUUAUUAUUAUUAUUUUGGGGUCUCUUUUGUAAAUUAAACAUAAAACAGUUGCUUCUCU